Messenger RNA from Styela clava, 2264 nucleotides. NCBI's taxonomy places the organism in Eukaryota, Metazoa, Chordata, Ascidiacea, Stolidobranchia, Styelidae. The record is from RefSeq and is a predicted model, not a curated record.
CUGUGAGCGUUUAGGAUGCCUUAACUUACCGUAUAACACUGUCAGAACGCCAGCCCACACUCGUGUGACGCUAGCCCACACUCGUAGGAUGCCAGCCCACACUCGUGUGACGCUAGCCCACACUCGUGAGACGCUAGCCCACACUCGUUUUUGACAGGCCAUACUAGGGGUAACUGGUCCGUGCUUGGUAUUGCAUUUGCGCUGUGUAUAUCCAAUAUGGUCUCUAUUUUGUCAUAGCCACCAAGUUUUUAUGUAUUAACGUUUAUAAAGUAGUAAAAUAGUUGGUUAACCCCUUGACGUCAGACUGAGUGUGGGCUGAGCGAGUGUGGGCUGGGGUAACUUUGGUCAUAUAUCGAACAAGCAACAUGAAGUUCAAGCAUGUCGUAGGAGAAAAAGUUUUAUGUUUUGAACCAGAUGAAACGAAAGCCCGAGUUUUGUAUAAUGCCAAGAUCAUGGAUGCUGAUGUAAUUAAGGACAUUAAAGGAAAGAAGUUUGUAGAGUAUAAAAUACAUUUUCAGGGUUGGAAUCAUGCAUGGGAUCGUUGGGCUGAUGAAUCAUUUGUUCUGAAAGACAAUGAUCAAAAUAGAAAACUUCAGAGAAAGUUGGCCAGAAGAGCAAUAAAGAAAUUGAAACUUCAGAAAGGCAGAAGACGACAUCAUCUACCUGGAGUUGCUAGUAAGCCAGAUGCUGAAAUACCAAACAACUCGGAUUCAAGCUCUGGAGAAAGUUUUAAUUCUGAUUUCACAACAAGUACUGGGACAAGAGAAAAAUUAUCAGAAUCUGAUGAUGAUUUUCCUCCUGAGAAAAGACCUCGUUUGAGCAGUACAUCAACAAUUGGAACUGCUUCCAUACAUCAUCAUGAUAAUAUCGUUGAAGAAGAUAAUCCAUCAAAUAAAGAUGAACAUCAUUUACGUAGAUUAGUCAGUCUUGACAUACCACCAUCUCUACAAAGACGACUAGAAGAAGAUAAUGCUUUGGUGAAGAAAAGAAAUAUGCUGAUUAAUCUCCCUGCAAGACCUAAUGUUAUUCAAAUAUUAGAAAAUUAUGUGAAAAGAUUUGCAAUUCAUGCUCUAAAUGCUGCAGAUAGACAAAGAGUAACAACGACUGCCAUGGGUCAACCAGUUGGUCCAGAAAUCUUACUUCCGCCUGCAAAAAGAUUAAAUCUUUGUGAAGAAGUCUGUUGUGAUUUAAAACUACUUUUCGAUUAUGCUCUUCCACUGUCAUUGUUAUAUUUACCUGAACGAAAUCAAUUCAAACAUUUAGCUAAGAACACUGCUAUUAGGACACCUGGAAUGGAUGCCAACCAACCACCGGAGAUAAAAGCAGAUACAACAAAGAAGCAACUAGUGUUUGAAGAUUCUCCCACUAGUGAAUCUGGCUCACAAAUGAUAAAACAAGAGGAGUUUAUGACAAAUACCACGGAAAAUAUAAAUGAAGAGACUGGAAACAUCCAGACUACUUCUCUGGCUGAGCAUCCUGAUGUCUCAUCAGUUUCAUCAUCUUCACCUAAGAAACGAAACAUCAGUGAAUCAACAUCAAGUCCUACUAGAAAUCAGGAAAAUCCUAGACCUCACAAAAAGAAAACUGCUGAGGAACAACUUAUUGAAGAAACUCAUAAAUAUCUGAUUCCAAACCAACCUAAUCUGGAUCAGACUGGUUUGUCAAAAGAUGCUCAAGGUAGAAGGAGAUCCAGUCGAUUGUCUCAUCACGAGUCUACAUCCCAUCAGCAGUCACCUACGGAGCCAGAUACAAGCAUGUACAGAAUGAUUUCAUCUGCAACAUCGUCAUUUCAAACAAGAGAUUUAUCACCUGAACGUGAGAUUUCCAUUUCUUCAGAUCCGAAAUACUUUGUCUCCAUAGAACCUUGCAUAUUUCUGAGAGCACCUUCAAAACAUAACAGACAUUCUUCUAUUGGUGCAUCUGCUACUAUUAACAGUGAAGGACCUUCUUGUUCUACAGCACCUCUUCGUCAACCAUUAUUUAAUGCGAAUCCGUGCAUGGAUCGAGAUCAAUAUUUAUCGGCUGCUGGUAGUGAUAUAAAGAAUAUGGUGGAACUAAAAAAGUCCUGGGAUUGGUGCAUUCUACCAGAAACAUUUCGACCUGAAGAAGGUGCUGUUGUCCCACCUUCCAUGAUCUACGGAAUUCAUCAUUUAUUGAGAUUAUUUGUAAAGUUACCUGAAAUAUUGAUCGAAGAUGGAAAUACCAGAAUUCAAAUUGAAAAAUUUUGAUCAAGGCAUUUGAACUCCUUAUAAAGUAAGUUUUUA